UAGUCCGGAAUCGACCGAAAUGAAAUAAACGCCUGCACGUAUUUUAAAGAUAAAAUGUAAACUUCCGGGUUCAUUGGAUACACGUGUGAGACACUACCCAUGGAUCCACAUAUUAAAAUACUGUUUGCAGUGUCAGCUUCAAGACGUCUGACUAGGAAAACACUUGAAGUUAAUAUUUGCGAAGCAUAUAACAGAAAGUUAUUACCUAACGACAAGGAACAAGAUAUACAAACUAUCUGGCAAAAGCGAGUUGAAGAGAACCCCAAACUUUACAAUGGGACUAAAUUCAGAAUCGAUUCCAUGCCACAAAGCAGCACCCUAAAUGUCGGAGUGACGUGUUACAGAGAUUAUCUGGGAACCAACUGGUCCCCUCAUGUUAAAGAGCUGCAGGAGCUUGGCCAGAGCGACCACGGUAACCCACAGGCCUACAUGUCUGACCCGCUUGGCGUGGGCGCGUUGGUGCUGACGUCAGACGAGUGUGUCGUGUUUCUCAAACGCAGCAAACAUUGUGCCGAGGCGUAUAAUCUGUGGGAUGUUCCCGGUGGACACGCGGAACCUGAGGAACUGGUAGGUAAAAAAUCAUUUGAGGAAACUAAAGCCUGCAACAUGUCACCUGGUGCCGUUGUUAACGAGAUCUUUGAUUCAAUCAUACGUGAAAUCCGUGAUGAGGUCAAUCUUCCAGUCUCACACCUGUCAGAUCCAGAAUUACUCGGUAUUGCACAGAAUACCACCAGUGGUAACAGGCCAAGCAUGGAAUUCCUCGUACGGUGCAGUAGAAGUUCUCAGGAGGUUUUGUUUCUAUAUAGACAGGGCAAUCAAGCUGAAGCCGAGGAAUCAACAAAUAUAAUGUUAUUACCACUGAAUAAAGUUUUAGAUAUGGAAGAAAAGGAACCGGAAAUGUGGAAAACCCUUGCGCCGUCAGCAAAAGGCUGCAUUAUACUAUAUGGUCUUUCUCAAAAGUAAAAAUAAUCUGAUAGACUUGCUGUCUAAUAUGGACAUCCGGUGCUGUGGUAGUUGGUAACUGAAUUAGAUAUGGGCUGACUGUAUAUUCUGCGCUAAAUAUCAUCUCUCUGUCUUCGUGGGCUGACUCAUGUACAUUGGUUUUGAUUAUCUUUGUAUCUUUUUAUGUUUUUCAAUGGUUGUCAGUUCUCUCUAAAAACAAAAAAACAACCCCAACAAAACAUGUAUUUGUAAAUAUCAGGUAUUCGCUUGUAUAUACAUUUAUAAGAUAAUGUAACGAGUUUACAUUUGUGGGACUAUGCAUUAAAAUUUUCUCUCUUUA
Messenger RNA from Gigantopelta aegis, 1282 nucleotides. RefSeq names its product uridine diphosphate glucose pyrophosphatase NUDT22-like. NCBI's taxonomy places the organism in Eukaryota, Metazoa, Mollusca, Gastropoda, Neomphalida, Peltospiridae. Gene Ontology annotation, molecular function: GDP-mannose hydrolase activity. The record is from RefSeq and is a predicted model, not a curated record. The transcript has 3 exons. The coding region runs from base 100 to 963 and encodes 287 amino acids.